UUUCUUUCUUUUUUUCUUCCAGUCUCCGGUCUAGUUCACAUCCCUGCUAUCUCAGAAUUGCCCUGACAGCUUUCCGGCAGCCCCACGCAGUCAGUCCUCCGCGUGUACUGCUUUCAUAUUUGGAUUCUGUCAUGGAAAAUCAAUUGGCAAAAUCAGUCGAAGAAAGAACAUUUCAGUAUCAGGAUUCUCUUCCAUCACUCCCCGUCCCUUCACUUGAAGAAUCACUUAAAAAAUACCUGGAGUCAGUAAAGCCUUUUGCAAAUGAAGAAGAAUAUAAGAAAACUGAAGAAAUAGUUAGAAUAUUUCAAAAUGGAAUUGGAGCAAAACUGCACCAGAAAUUACUUGAAAGGGCAAAAGGAAAAAGAAACUGGCUCGAAGAGUGGUGGCUGAAUGUUGCCUACCUGGAUGUUCGUAUUCCAUCACAGCUGAAUGUCAACUUUGCCGGUCCUUCCCCCCAUUUUGAACACUUCUGGCCUCCAGAGGAAGGCACUCAUUUAGAAAGAGGAAGUCUCAUUCUUUGGCAUAACUUGAACUACUGGCAGCUUUUAAGAAAAGAAAAAGUGCCUGUUCAUAAAGUUGGAAACACUCCUCUAGAUAUGAAUCAAUUCCGAAUGCUGUUUUCAACCUGCAAGGUUCCAGGAGUCACUAGAGAUUCAAUUGUGAAUUAUUUUAGGACUGAGAGCGAAGGGCAUUGCCCGAGCCACCUUGCGGUGCUGUGUCGCGGCCGCGUUUUCGUCUUUGACGUCAUGCGUGAAGGAGGUGUGCUCACGGCUCCGGAGAUUCUCAGGCAGCUGACACACAUCCACAACAGGUGCCACAGUGAGCCCGAGGGACCUGGGGUAGCAGCGCUGACCAGCGAGGAGAGGACUCGCUGGGCCAAGGCUCGAGAAUAUUUGAUUGGUCUUGAUCCAAAGAACUUGACUUUGUUAGAAAAAAUUCAGAGCAGCUUGUUCGUAUAUUCCAUAGAGGAUAGCAGGCCACAUGUAACAUCAGAAGAUUUUUCCCAGAUCUUUACAAUACUCUUUAGCGGAGAUCCUGCAGUACGCUGGGGUGACAAGUCCUAUAAUUUGAUUUCCUUUUCUAAUGGAGUAUUUGGCUGUAAUUGUGACCAUGCUCCUUACGAUGCAAUGGUAAUGGUGAACAUCGCCCACUAUGUUGACGAGAAAAUUCUAGAGAAUGAAGGAAGGUGGAAGGGCUCAGAAAAAGUACGGGAGUUACCGCUUCCCGAGGAGCUCGUCUUCACAGUGGAUGAGAAGGUGUUAAGUGACAUCAGCCAAGCUAAAGCCCAGUAUCUCAAAGAGGCAUCUGAUCUGCAGAUUGUAUCGCGUGCCUUCACGUCAUUUGGCAAAAAGCUGACCAAGAAGAAGACACUUCAUCCCGACACGUUUGUUCAGCUUGCACUCCAGCUGGCCUAUUACAGGCUACACGGACGCCCUGGUUGCUGUUAUGAAACAGCAAUGACAAGGUACUUUUAUCAUGGCCGUACAGAGACUAUGCGACCGUGCACUGUGGAAGCAGUCAGAUGGUGCCAGUCCAUGCAGGAUCCUUCUGCCAGCCUUCCUGAACGGCAGCAAAAGAUGUUGCAGGCAUUUGCAAAGCACAAUAAAAUGAUGAAAGAAUGCUCUGCUGGAAAAGGAUUUGACCGUCACCUGUUGGGACUUUUACUCACAGCCAAAGAGGAAGGUCUUCCGACUCCAGAUCUCUACACAGACCCACUUUUUUCCCGAAGUGGAGGCGGUGGAAAUUUUAUCCUCUCGACCAGUCUGGUUGGCUAUUUACGAAUCCAGGGAGUGGUGGUGCCCAUGGUUCACAAUGGGUACGGCUUCUUCUACCACAUCCGAGACGACAGAUUUAUCGUGGCCUGUUCUGCAUGGAAAUCGUGCCCAGAGACAGAUGCAGAAAAACUGGUUGAGCUGACUUUUGAUGCAUUCCAUGAUAUAAAUCAACUGACGAACACUGCUAAUCUGUAGGACGAGCACUUGUCAGAUGCCUUCAGUGCAGGUGUUCAGGGUAGGUUGGUGAUGUGAGAUGGGAAGGAUAUUGGCUUGAUAAAGGAAACAUGUGAAAUAUAGAAAUAAAUGAAAUCAUGUUAAAUGUAUUCUGCCAUAGAAGGUAGAAAUAUUUUUAUCUUCCUGUGAUGCAGCAGCAAUGCAAAUUAUGGUAGAAUAGUGAUUAUAAAACUAUGCAAUGUUGCAGAAAAGCCACAACAAUGCAAAUCUACAGAUGUUAACAAUGUAAGUCUAACUUUGAUUUUUAAAUACUUCUGUUGGUACUUAUAAGUGCUCUGUCACUGUAGUGUCUAUAUUUCAAGCACUUUAACAUUGUCUAAUUGCCAAAGUGUAUGAAAUACAUGACUGGACAGCAAAUCCUCUGAA
This is a messenger RNA of Ochotona curzoniae (black-lipped pika), 2375 nucleotides long. RefSeq names its product carnitine O-octanoyltransferase (gene CROT). Gene Ontology annotation, molecular function: carnitine O-octanoyltransferase activity. The coding region runs from base 132 to 1970 and encodes 612 amino acids. The transcript is spliced from 17 exons. The record is from RefSeq and is a predicted model, not a curated record. Lineage: Eukaryota; Metazoa; Chordata; Mammalia; Lagomorpha; Ochotonidae. Gene Ontology annotation, cellular component: peroxisome.